Naegleria fowleri is the source of this 399-nucleotide messenger RNA. RefSeq lists its product as uncharacterized. The record is from RefSeq and is a predicted model, not a curated record. The coding region runs from base 1 to 399 and encodes 132 amino acids. The transcript has a single exon. NCBI's taxonomy places the organism in Eukaryota, Heterolobosea, Eutetramitea, Acrasida, Naegleriidae.
AUGGAUCAAAUGGACAAUGAACUCGAUAAAAUGGAAAAACAAUAUAACAACGUGUUGAAGGAUAGCGAAGAUCAAGUUAGAGAAACAGCAGGCUUCUUGUUAAAAGUUGGGCAAACUGUAAAGAGUUGGAAACGACGAUGGUUUGUGUUUAGAAAAGAUUUGACCUUCAGUUACUUUAAAACCGUUGAGGAUUUGAAGCCAAUUGACACGAUUGAUGUAUCAAUGGAAGAAAGCUUGGAUAUCUCUGCAGACGUGACUCAAGGAAAGCCUUUUGCUUUCAAAUUGGUGACAAAAGACAGAACUUAUUACUUGUGCGCAACCAACGAGGACGAAAAGAGACGAUGGAUUUCGACACUUAGAAGGUGGUUUGAGGUGAAUAAGGCGUACUUGACGAAAUGA